This is a messenger RNA of Lodderomyces orthopsilosis Co 90-125, 2799 nucleotides long. It is a transcript of the gene AXL2, whose product is annotated as Axl2p. Gene Ontology annotation, cellular component: membrane. The record is from RefSeq and is a predicted model, not a curated record. Lineage: Eukaryota; Fungi; Ascomycota; Pichiomycetes; Serinales; Debaryomycetaceae. Gene Ontology annotation, molecular function: calcium ion binding. The transcript has a single exon. The coding region runs from base 1 to 2799 and encodes 932 amino acids.
AUGUUACACUUUAUACUACUAAGACUACUACUUCUACAGCUUAUACGCCAUGUAUCAGCAUCAAUCUAUAUGGGGUUUCCCUUCAAUGAACAGCUUCCAGAUGUAGGAAGAGUUGAUCAAGAUUAUAGUUUCACCAUGGCCAAUACAACUUAUAAAUCAAACAGUUUUGGUGAAAUCACCUACGAAGUUUCAAAUCUACCUGAUUGGUUAUCAUUUGACUCAGAUUCAAGAACAUUUACCGGAAAGCCAAGUGAAUCAGAUGUAGGAGAGUUUGAUGUUACAAUUGUCGGUACUGAUCAAAGUGAUCAAUCAACCUUGUCGAAUAACUACACCAUGAUUGUAUCCAAUGAUACAGGAAUACAUGUCAGCUCUGGUACAAGUGUUUUUCAACAAUUGGCUCAAUACGGACACACCAAUGGUGAUGAUGGAUUAGUGGUUAAACCAGGAGAUAAAAUUGAUUUGAAAUUCAGUAAAGAUACAUUUGAAGAAUAUUCAUCAAGUCAACGUUCAAUUAUUGCCUACUAUGGAAGGUCAGCUGAUCGUAGCUCAUUACCAAAUUGGAUAUCUUUUGAUGGAGAAGAACUAACGUUUUCAGGUACAGUUCCUUAUGUGACCUCAGAAAAUGCACCAUCAUUUGAAUAUGGAUUUAGUUUCAUCGCUAGUGAUUAUUAUGGUUAUGCCGGUGCUUCAAGCAUCUUCAAGAUUGUUGUCGGCGGACAUCAAUUAGAGACUGAUUUAAACAACACGAUCAAGAUUAACGGUACUUUUGGACAAGAUGUUGAAGAAGGAGUGCCUAUAAUGUCCCAUGUUUAUCUUGAUGGUCAAUUGAUAUCUAAAGAUAAUAUAUCUGAAGUUAGUGCUGAAGAUUUACCAACUUAUUUGUCAUUCAAUGACGAGGACUUUACACUUACCGGAACUUUCCCAAACACUUCAACCUUUGAUAACUUUUCAAUCACAGUGAGAGAUACUUAUGGAAAUACAGUUAACUUGCCCUAUUCCUUCGAUGCAAUUGGAUCUGUAUUCACUAUUGAUUCGUUGGAUGAUGUUAAUGCCACUAAAGGUGAAUGGUUCCUGUAUCAAAUUAUGAAUUCUAUCUUUACAAACGUCAAUGAAACUGAGGUAAAUGUAGAUUAUGAAGACGCUAACUGGAUAUCCUACCAUGAAGACAACAAGACAUUAAACGGAAUGACACCAAAGAAUCUUGAUAAACUAAAAGUUAUAAUUGAAGGUAAAUUAGAUUCUGAAGAUGAAGAGAAAAGUUUCAAUAUAAAAGGAGUCAACAAACAUAUUACAUCUAGUUCAUCGAGCUCAAGCUCAAGCUCGACGUCAACAUCUUCAUCAUCUGGAACAGCAGCCGCAACAGCUUCUGCUACUGAUGACUCAAGCGGUGCCACUUCCACUACUGGUGCAUCGUCAAACAACUCAAACAAAAACAGAGAUUUGGCUAUUGGACUCGGGGUUGGUAUUCCUGUAUUUGUUAUUUUAGUAGCUGCACUUAUUGUAUUCUGUUGUUGUUACAAAAGAAGAAAGAAUAGACAAGAAUCAGAUGAUGAAAAAGGAGCCGUUUCGUCAGCUACGACACAAGUAUCAGGUGGUGGCAAAGUGGCAGCAGGGGGAGCAGGUGUUGCAGCAACUACUGCAACUGGUGCUGCUACUUUUCCAAUUGAUCCGAAGAAUGAAUCGCAAGUCAAUUUGAUGAAAUUGGAGGGAGUUUCAGCCAAUUCCUCAUCUUCAUCCUUAACUCAUGUGGACACAAAUGAAUCCUUUUAUGAUACUCAUGAACAACCAGUAAUGAAAAGUUGGCGAGCAAAUGCAGAUUCCGAUGAUAAAGCAGUUGCUACUCCAGGAAACGUUACAAGAAAUAGUGAUGCUUCUUUAUCAACAGUCAACACUGAGCAACUAUUUUCAGUACGAUUAGUUGACGACAAUAUCCAACGUGAUUCAGAACUUUCUUCAGCCAAUAAUGCAUUCAUGAGUAAUAAUUCGUUGAAUGCAUUACUUCAACGCGAUAAUUCUUCACAAAAUAUUCAUCGAUUGGAUUCGGAUGGCAACAUUGUUGAAUACAAUACGUUAGCACCUACCUCAUCACCGGAGAGAAUGCCUAAUAGAUUACCUCAUUCUUCAUCGCAAUUGGAUAUUGUUCCUGAAGAGAAUUCUCGAGAUAUAUCAAAUAGAGAAGAUACUACAGGGUCUAUUGGCAAUUUGUUGCAUAAAUUCGAUCAAUCUUCCUCAUCAUCAGAAGAUAAUUCUGGUUCAUCCCCAUCUCCAUCACCACAACCACCAGUUCCUCACACCCAAUCACCUACAUUUCUAUUUGAAUUCAACAAUGUUGAAUUACAAUCACCACAGUCAGACAAGUUCCUUCUUCAUGAUAAACAAAUGAAUAACACCAACAAUAAUCACCUAUCACCAACAUUAUCACCAUCACCAUCAUCAUCACCAACCCGUCAAAGACAUUUACUUUCUACCACUCAAAACAACAAUACUCAAAACCCUCAUCAUUCAAUCCUUACACUUGACUCAAUAUCAUCGGAGAAAUUCAUCUAUGAUGGGAAAUUACGCCCCGCUGAUAGUUUAUCACCCGUAAAGAACUUGUGCUCAAGAACAAGUUCAGGAUCGUUGCUCAGUGGUGGAAAUAACAAUAGUACUGGAAAUGGCAAUGGUGUUAAUGACCGUGAGAAUGGUGCUGCUACAUUGGUUGAUUUCACUAGAAAGGCAAGUUUGAGAGAUUCCUCUUAUGAACCUGAUUACACUCAUCGUGAAGAAUCAGCCACUUUGCAUCAUGAUGACAGUGAUUAA